CUCCCUGCUCCCAUGCAUAGCUCGCUUCACUGUCACGCGCAGUAACCGUCCCAUGACACAAGCUGACGCGAGGACCCAGCUGACACCGGACACACGAGGGUAGGCUGUGUCUAUUUACCACGUCAACCGACUCACCGAAUCGAUGGAGAUACGCGAUAUAACUAAAGCCGAUCUUGAAUUCGGUCAAUAGGCGCGCGUCACAGAUUGCCCCCUCGCACUGGCAUCUCUCACAGCACAAAGGCGGAAACAGCUGGGCGAAUGUUUACAUGUCAGUGAUGCGUAUAUGAACUCAUGGAAGUGUUGACAUGUACCAAUGGUCCUACUCGUGCCUCUGGUUCUUUUAAUGUCUUAACUGCGUAGUUACAUCGAGUUCAUCCUACAAUAUUUAUGCUAAAUAAGAAAAGCAAGAAUACCGGUGAUAUUUGGAAAACCACGACGCCCAGACCUCAAGAAGGUGACAGGUAGGCGAAACAUUCCACAUGUGUCUUCUGCAGAACUAAGGCGCAGUACGAGCAUCCUUUCACAUAGCCAACAAACACGCACGCAGUGAAAUGACCAACUAAUUACAGCUCUGUGAAAGAAAACCUACAAUCCUUAGUCAGCCAGUUGUCAUAGCCUAUCUGUAGUCACCAAAUAACUUAUUUUCAGUCGUAACGAUUAACGGACCUUUUAACAUUGAACACGACGCUCGUUAUUAUUAGACUUUGACAUAUCCGUGUUGUUGUCCCACUAUUAGCCUAACCUUAUGCUGCACCUGACUGAGAGUAUAGCGGCGACCUUUUCCUAUUAAGCUAGGCCAGCAUCCUUUGUGUGCAUCGGGAGGUUGUAACUACAGGCACCAAAGCCCUGCCCUCCCUAGAACCCUCAACAUCCAUCAGUCGGAUAGGAUGUGUCUGGUCACAUGGUCUUUAAUGAGUCGGUAAUAAACCUUAUCGAUUCGAAGAUGGAGGAUGGGGGAGAAGACCCGAGGUCUGGGUUCACGGAGCAGGCUCAGAAAUGUCUUCAUGCUGAUGCAGGCUUCAUAUGUCCAUAUGUGCUGUACACAUAAUGCAGUACUGGCACUUUUGCCACCCAGUUCUAGGUCAAGGGCAUUAACAGUUUUCCCUGGGGCAUGUAAGACUAUGUAAGACUGUGAUGUGUGGGUUGUAUUUAGGUUGUUAUUGUAUGGCUCAUUGAGGCUGUUUCUUUUUCUCUCAUUCUCCUGACUGGAUGUAUCUCUUUUUCUCCUUUGCCUUCCUCUCUCUCACCUGCCCCCUUUCCUCCUCGGUUCAAUACCACCACUCCAUCCAGAACACACACAUCCACAAACACACGCACACAGUUGUAGCACAGGUGUGUGUGUGUGUGCGUGUGUGUGUACGUGAGUGACCAUGCCACAUGAGAACUCCCCGCUCCUGACCUGCGGACUUUCAGGUCUCAUCUCAGGGUUGGUACAGGAUGGACAGGAGGAGCCCCUUGACGUGGACUGUAACCAAGGCAACCCCGCCACCUCGAGGGCGCGGAGCCUGAACACGUUUUUCGGCGUGAUUGUGCCCACAGUGCUCUCCAUGUUCAGCAUUGUCCUAUUUUUACGGACAGGCUUUGUGAUUGGCCAUGCUGGCUUGUUUCAUUCUCUCAUCAUGAUGGGCGUGGCCUACGUGAUUGUCUCCAUGACGAUCCUGUCCAUUUGUGCUAUCUCCACCAAUGGGGCUAUACAAGCAGGCGGGGCUUACUUCAUGAUCAGUCGCUCCUUAGGCCCAGAGUUCGGGGGCAGCAUCGGGCUGAUGUUCUACCUGGCCAAUGUGUGUGGCUGUGGAGUCUAUGUGCUGGGCCUGGUUGAGGCUAUACUCGACUCGUAUGGACAAGAAGCAGGUUCCUCAGCUGCAGUGUUGCCUGGGGGUUACUGGUUUGGCGUGCUCUACGCCUCAGUGGUGUUGUUUGUGUGUUUGCUGGUGUGUCUGGUCGGCUCUCACCUCUAUACCCGCGCCUCCUUCAUCAUCCUGUUGGUCGUCACGGUGACACUGCUUUCAGUCAUCAUUAGCACGCUGGUCCUGGGACCAAUCCCCAUCAGCCUCAGUCACCCAGGGGACACCCCUAACUCAACGCAUGUCUACAGCACCAGCUACACGGGCUUCAACCUUAGUACACUUAAAAACAACUUGUAUCCGGGAUACACUCUGGACUACAGCACCAAUACAGUGAUGACGUUUGCCAGCGUUUUUGCUGUCAUGUUUAAUGGCUGCACGGGAAUAAUGGCUGGGGCCAACAUGUCAGGGGAACUAAAGAACCCCAGUGUGUCUAUCCCAAAGGGCACAGUCAUUGCAGUGGCUUACACCUUCAUUGUCUACCUCCUUCUCUUCCUUCUGGUCAGCUCCACCUGUGACAGGGUUCUGCUGGUCCAGGACUAUGGGUUUCUGAGGCGUGUCAACGUCUGGCCUCCGUUUGUCACCCUGGGUAUCUAUUGCUCCGCCCUCUCAGCAGCUAUGAGCACGCUGAUUGGAGCAUCCCGCAUUCUUCACGCCCUCGCACUCGACCAACUGUUUGGACGGUUCCUGGCUCCUGCCUCCAUAACCACUCAGGGAGGUAAUCCGUGGGUUGCUGUGCUCUAUACCUGGGCUCUUGUACAGUGUGUAGUGUUUGCAGGCCAGCUGAACUCCAUCACCAGUCUGGUAACAGUGUUCUACCUCCUGGCCUAUGCUGCAGUUGACCUGGCCUGCCUUGCUCUGGAGUGGGCCUCUGCUCCCAACUUCAGGCCCACGUUCCAGUUCUUCUCCUGGCACUCCUGCCUGCUGGGGAUUGUGGGUAGUGUAGUCAUGAUGUUUGUCAUUGAGCCUCUGUUCUCCUCAGCCAGCAUAGCCCUUCUGCUGCUGCUGCUUCUCUUCAUUCACUACAGAUCAGCCACCAGCAGCUGGGGAUACAUCAGCCAGGCUCUCAUCUUCCACCAGGUGCGUAAGUACCUGCUGAUGCUGGAUGUGCGGAAGGAACACGUGAAGUUCUGGCGGCCUCAGGUGCUGCUGAUGGUGUCCAACCCGCGCUCCUCCUGUCAGCUCAUCUCAUUCGUCAACCAGCUCAAGAAGGGCGGGCUCUUUGUGCUGGGUCAUGUGCACCUGGGGGAUCUGGACUCCAUGACGUCGGACCCCGUGCAGGGUCAGUACCAGCACUGGCUGAGUCUGGUGGACCUGCUGGAGGUGAAGGCCUUUGUGGACCUCACACUCUCCUCCUCUGUGCGGCAGGGCACUCAGCACCUCCUGCGCAUCACAGGCCUGGGCGGUAUGAAGCCCAACACACUCAUUCUAGGUUUCUAUGACAACUGUGUCCCUGACGACUACUUCCUUCAGGACCCGGUGUUCUACGGGGGUGUGGACGUACUCAACGUGGACCUGCCCUCCCUCCAGGCUCACUUCCCCCCCGUGCGCAACCACGAGUCGCCGUGGCGACUGAGCCCUGAGGAGUAUGUGGGCAUUGUCCGCGAUGCCAUCAAGAUGGGCAAGAACGUGUGCCUGGCGCGCUAUUUCCACCAGCUGCAGCUGGUAGGGUGCGGCACCACCCAGCUGAUCGACGUGUGGCCGCUGAACCUGCUCCGCCCCGAGAGCGGGGGCUUUGUGGACGUGUGCAGCCUCUUUCUGCUGCAGCUGGCCUGCGUCCUCAACAUGGCCACCACCUGGAAGCAUGCGCACAUGCGGAUCUUCCUCUGUGUGGAGGCGGAGUCUCAGCACGGGGCGUGGCCGGGGGCGGGCUGGCUGCAGAAGGAGGCGGAGCUCCGGGAGCUGCUCCAGAAGCUGCGCAUUCGCGCGUCCAUCCAGGUGGUCACGUGGGAUGUGGGCACCACGGCGUCGAUGGAGGAGGAGGGGGGCGGCAGAGAAGGCGGAGGCACCAGCCGCCGCGCUGCCACCCCGGGCGGAGGGGACGUUGGCGGAGGGGAGGAGGGCGAGGGCGGCUGGGCCCGGACGGCGCCAAGUGUCUCGGAGGACUUCCUGCUCUCGGUUAACGCCAUGCUGCGGGAGAACAGCGCCCAGGCCGACGUCCGCUUCCUCUACCUGCCCCGCCCACCGGCCCCCCCUGACCAAUCCCAGACCUACUUGGCCCAGCUUGAGGUAGUGACUCAUGAGCUAGGCCCUACCCUCCUAGUGCAUGGCCUCACCCCUGUCACAUGCACUGAGCUCUGAAAGAGAGAGAGGGAGACAUGCAGGGUAGAAAGGGAAAGAGUGUAAGGG
Molecule: messenger RNA, 4193 nt
Organism: Clupea harengus (Atlantic herring)
Lineage: Eukaryota; Metazoa; Chordata; Actinopteri; Clupeiformes; Clupeidae
Product: solute carrier family 12 member 9-like
Exons: 13
Coding region: 1371-4145 (924 amino acids)
Biological process (GO): chloride ion homeostasis; cell volume homeostasis; potassium ion homeostasis
Cellular component (GO): membrane
Molecular function (GO): potassium:chloride symporter activity
Source: RefSeq, a predicted model, not a curated record